Notothenia coriiceps (black rockcod) is the source of this 321-nucleotide messenger RNA. Its product is annotated as lysophospholipase-like protein 1. Lineage: Eukaryota; Metazoa; Chordata; Actinopteri; Perciformes; Nototheniidae. Gene Ontology annotation, molecular function: palmitoyl-(protein) hydrolase activity; carboxylic ester hydrolase activity. The annotation marks the transcript as partial. Gene Ontology annotation, biological process: protein depalmitoylation. The transcript is spliced from 3 exons. Gene Ontology annotation, cellular component: cytoplasm. The record is from RefSeq and is a predicted model, not a curated record.
UUUCAAUGUGCAGGCGACACUGGACGGGGGCUGAGAGCCUGGGUUCGAGAUGUGACUGAGCCGGAUCUGUCCUUCAACCACAUCCGGAUCAUUUACCCCACAGCUCCAGCUCGGCCGUACACCCCUAUGCGAGGGGCUCUGUCUACUGUCUGGUUUGACCGUCACAAGAUCUCGAGGGACUGCCACGAGGACCGAGAGUCCAUAGACGACAUGUGCAACUCUCUGGGGUUAAUCAUUCAGGGCGAGGUCAACGCUGGGAUCCCCAAACACAGGAUCGUCAUCGGUCUCCAGGUGAUGCAGACAGGCUGGACCAGAGAAUGA